ACAAUACAGGUAAACGUCAUAAUCAGUUAUGGCGUCCAAUUGCAAUCAUUGUUAUAUUUUUACUAUUUAGUUUUAAUUUAAAGGUCAAAUGUUUUAUAAAUGUGAACCAUAUUAUAUAAAUAAUAAUUUUACGGUAGCUAUUUUACGUGAUAUUAAAAUCAAAUAGCAAACGAAUUUUUAAGAGUUCCAUCUCUUUAUAAGUAACGAAUGGCAGCAUAAAAAUGUUCCACGGCGGUGACGAGGGGCCGGUCUAUUAUAGAGAGAUACAGAAAAAUGCUUACCUCAAGAGGAUACCGAUCGAGAGCAGCGGGAAAUUAAGGCAGCUCGGUAAUAAGAGACAGCCAUUGAAACCCAUGUGGACAUUAUUCUGCAUCCACAACGGUCGAGUUCCGUUCCUAGAGCAAUACCCUGAACCGAAGGCUACCCUCACUCAUCAGCCAACUUGGCGCGUCUGUUUGAAGACAGCGAGACAUGUCACCGCCAGUGUGAAACCUCACCUCGGCGAGGAAUACGACUUCCUCGUCGACACAGACCAUGGACCCGUCAGGAUGCUGGCCCCUAAUUGGGACUCGAUGCAAGACUGGGUGGCCAUACUACGUACGAAACUUCACGAGCUCCGUAUAGUGUCCCCCGGUGAGAAUGUGUACUGCUCGCCGCCCGCACAGCCUCCCCCGCGAGCGGCGGCGAGGGAUCCCACGUCACCACUCCCACCAACACCGGCAAUACCACCGGACAGGGUGCCGGGAAUCGAUCUGACUCCGUUGACGAGGAACCUCGAAUCCAACGCCAGCGAUGCCGGCAACACGAACGGCACCAGUAACGGUGCAGCGGACGAGGCUGAAGCACGAAACGAAUCGGUGACGUCAUCAGCGACCAACACCCCGCCCCCGUCUACGCCGUCGCUGACGUCACCGCCAUCAAAUCUGACGUCACUAUCAAAUAUGGCGUCGAUGACGUCAGAUAUCAACGGGGCUGAUGUCGAUAUAUCCAAUUGGGACACAUGCCCGCUGCCAAGCACCAGCCGCGACGAGACGAGGGCGAGCGUGACGAAGAUAUGCGGACAGAACAUCUGCCUAGACGACUCGAUACUCAAGAGGAACGUCAGCGAGAGCGACGAGGAGUUCUUCGCCGAGAUAGACGAGAUACGAGACGACUGCGAGUACAAGCAGCGGCUGGUCGUCAGCGAGGGGGAUGGACAGAGUACCGCAAAUAUAACCAGGAACAACGUGACAGUGAUCCAAGUGUCAAAUAAGACGCCACAGACAGCGAUACCGGUGAUGGGAGCGAGCGUCUUCGACUUCGACUUCAAACAGAAGCUGACCAUAAAACCGGAAGAUGACGAUUUCAUAAACAUCGUAAACACAGAAAACCGGAACAGCUACGGCACUGUCUACGUCGACGAUUACAGACACGGCCUCACCACCGUCAGCCUGACGGGCGACGAGUCGGGUGGCGGGGGAAACGUCAAGGUGACAGCCGCCGGGAACGGCUGUGACGCGAACGAGGCCGUCAACGUCAAAGUGACAGACGGAUCGAACGUGACGGACGCGACUGUCAAUGUGACAGGUGAUCCACACGCCAGGGACGUCAACGGCCUGUACGAGCGCCUCUGCAUGGCGUCCACGUCCAACAGGGCUGCCUCUCCGUUGCCAGUACGGAGAGUGGUGAACGAGAAUAAAACGAGAAAAUCCUCGCUCCCAAAUCUAGACAUACCCGAGUCGGCCUACGAAUAUCUGUACCCGAAUAGUUCUAACGCCGACGCCAUAGCUAAUACUAACGCUGAAAGGAUCAAUGUCGCGACUGACAGCCCUAAUGUUAGGGUGAUAAGGUCGAAUAUAGAGCGGUCGCUGAGUCAGAACGCGUACGACGUCAGUCCGAGGCGAAGGAAACAUAACGACAGCCCCAAGAGAGAUAUCAAACAAGAAAAAUCGGAACAACAGAAACCGGUGUGGAGAAGGGGUUUGACCGAACUGUCGCUGUUGAGCCGGCUGAGAGGUAUCGGUCAAAAGAGACAGGAAGACAGGGUGACGUCAUCAGUGAAGGUAGUCCAUAGAUCAAGAACUCCAGCCAGGGACAACGCCAGGAGAAGAAGCAACUCGCUCAAUAACAGUGUGUCACCCCCGAGGCCGUUCCCCCCCCUCCAGCCUCUGUUGUGUCGGCAGGCGGCGGCGCUGCGAGCGGAGCAGGGUCGCGGGGCUAGUGUCACCUCUGUCAGGGUCAAAGACGCCCCGGUUAUAUGCGAGUAUGAGAGGAGCGUUUGGGUCGCUCGCUGGGGUUCGAACGGGUUCCGUAUAUCCGGUCGCUCUGGUGACCGCAUCGCAGGGAUAGCCGGUUCUACUCCCAGUUCAGUCACACACGCGAGGAACUUGCUGAGGAACGCCCAUACGUCGUUUAUAGACAUACUAUUUCACCGGGUUCCACUCGCUAAGAUAUACGUCAUCAACAAGAGAGACAAAGAGAGCUUGGGUAUAAAAUUGGACAACGAGUGUACAAUAACGUCAGUGGCGGCGGAGUCGCCGGCCAGCCGGGCAGGGCUGCCAGUCGGUCGGUGGGCCAUCACGGAGGUCAAUAACCGACCAAUAAAUAUAGUCAAGGGCGGGGAGGACGACAUGAACAGAAUCUCAUACCAUGGGACGGAGGUGUCCAUACUGAUACAACCGUCGGGUCUGGUGAAGAAAAUGAGAUCAGCUCUGAAAGGAAGGCAGUUGCUAGCAAUACGGUGAUCUCAAAUCCAAUUCCCUAUUCGAGUAAAAUUUACACACACCCUGUCCACAUCGAUCAAUUUUUUUAAAGAUCGUCCGUUGAAAGUGUAUUUAGAAAAAAACUCACAUAUAUAUGAUUUUUUUUUUAUUUGAAUCUAUUUGAGAGAUAUAUUUAUACAAGUAAUGUGAUUUCUGUCCUUAUAUUGAGGUAAUCUAACUAUUCAGAUUUGGAUGUUAAUGACUGAUUUUUAAAUUAGCAUAUAUAUAUAUAUAUAUAUAUAUAUGUAUGUAGCUAUAUGGCAGCUAUUUUAUAUAUAUUUUUUUUAUAGAAACAUUUUAUAUAUAUAUAUAGGAGCAAAAAAAUCUUUGACGGCUAAUAAGACUCGAUUUGUAGAGCGUACAACAAUUUUGAUAAUUUUUCAUUCAUGAAAAUGUUUUUUUAAGUAUUACCGUGUUAAGAGAAAGGUUAGUGUUUCGUAAAGCCAAUAAUAUGCAAGCUCUGACACGAGUUUGAUAGUCAACCGUUACUGUCAUACAGCGAGUAUGUCUGUAUCAGUCUAACUCAUACUAAUGUUAACAUGUUAAGUACAUUUCCGAUUUAAUACUUUUCAUUUUCAUUCCGAUGAUUUUUUCUUUUAUCCGAUCUCCAUAUAUAUUAGGUAUUAAGAUAUUUUUCUACAAGACAUAUCUUUUUUGUGAUGAAUUUUCUUUGAAUAAAUAAAUGUUAUUGAAAGUG
Molecule: messenger RNA, 3438 nt
Organism: Danaus plexippus (monarch butterfly)
Lineage: Eukaryota; Metazoa; Arthropoda; Insecta; Lepidoptera; Nymphalidae
Exons: 13
Coding region: 222-2723 (833 amino acids)
Molecular function (GO): protein binding
Source: RefSeq, a predicted model, not a curated record